This is a messenger RNA of Exophiala oligosperma, 5314 nucleotides long. RefSeq names its product ATP-dependent RNA helicase DHH1. NCBI's taxonomy places the organism in Eukaryota, Fungi, Ascomycota, Eurotiomycetes, Chaetothyriales, Herpotrichiellaceae. Gene Ontology annotation, biological process: cytoplasmic stress granule assembly; P-body assembly. Bases 384 to 1922 code for a protein of 512 amino acids. Gene Ontology annotation, molecular function: ATP binding; mRNA binding; RNA helicase activity. The transcript has 2 exons. Gene Ontology annotation, cellular component: cytoplasmic stress granule; P-body. The record is from RefSeq and is a predicted model, not a curated record.
GAAAACCACAAUUCAGCUUUCCCACUUAGAAUCUCUCAAUUGACCAACAGCCUCAAUCUCACUUGACCUACUAGUCCCAGCCAGAAUCACUUCUGACCAUCUCAUUCUACCAUACAGAGACCAAUUCCUCUGAAAGAUUCACCACUCAACCACAAAGCACGAGGCAAACACAAGUCGCUCGCCGACACAAAAGGCUAACAAACAAAGCCUGAUCCUCAACUUCACUCUCCCCUACACCGCCUGCGACCUUCUCCUCCGCGAGGGCGUGACCCUGAUUUCGAGAUCGAAAGUCUUCACUUGAAGCACACCUCCAUCUCUGGCGCACAUACGUUGCCCCUCCAUCAUCAUACCUUCAUAACAAGCCACCUCGAACUAAUCCAAAAAUGACGGACGCUUUAGCAUCACAGCUAAACAAGACCUCGUUAAACGACGGUGCAGACGAGAGCAAUUGGAAAGAGUCACUCAAAAUCCCCAACAAGGAUACUAGACAACAGACUGAAGAUGUAACGGCUACGAAAGGUCUCGAUUUCGAGGACUUCUACAUCAAGCGCCAGUUGAUGAUGGGAAUCUUUGAGGCCGGAUUCGAAAAACCCUCACCUAUUCAAGAAGAAACCAUUCCAGUUGCCCUGACCGGUCGAGACAUCUUGGCCAGAGCGAAGAACGGCACCGGGAAAACCGCGGCCUUUGUCAUUCCUACCCUCGAGAGAAUCAACCCGAAGAACCCAAAGACGCAGGCGCUCCUGCUUGUCCCGACUCGAGAACUUGCCUUACAAACAUCACAAGUCUGCAAAUUACUCGGCAAACAUCUCGGCAUCAAUGUCAUGGUCACCACUGGUGGCACUGGUCUGAAAGAUGAUAUCAUUCGGCUGGGAGAGACGGUGCACAUCAUCGUCGGCACACCUGGCAGAAUCCUCGAUCUUGCAAGCAAAGGUGUUGCAGAUCUAUCUGAAUGCCCCAUCUUUGUCAUGGACGAGGCUGACAAGCUGCUGUCACCCGAGUUCACCGUGGUCAUUGAACAACUACUUGGUUUCCUUCCCAGAGAUCGACAGGUCAUGCUUUUCAGCGCAACAUUCCCCAUGAUGGUCAAGACAUUCAAAGACAAACACAUGCGCAAUCCUUACGAGAUCAACCUUAUGGACGAAUUGACGCUCCGCGGUAUUACUCAGUUUUACGCUUUCGUCGAAGAGAAACAGAAGGUUCACUGCUUGAACACUCUGUUCUCCAAACUCCAGAUUAACCAGUCGAUCAUCUUCUGUAACUCUACAAAUCGUGUCGAGCUCCUCGCGAAGAAGAUCACCGAAUUGGGAUAUUCUUGCUUUUACUCUCACGCCAAGAUGCUGCAGCAAAACCGAAACAAGGUCUUCCACGAUUUUCGUGCUGGUGUCUGCCGAAAUCUGGUCUGUUCCGAUCUUCUCACUCGUGGUAUUGAUAUUCAGGCUGUCAAUGUGGUGAUCAACUUCGACUUCCCCAAGAACGCCGAGACCUACCUCCACCGAAUCGGCCGUUCUGGUCGUUUUGGACAUCUUGGUCUGGCCAUCAAUCUGAUCAAUUGGGACGAUCGCUUCAACUUGUACAAGAUCGAACAAGAGCUUGGUACCGAGAUCCAACCAAUUCCCCAAUCCAUUGACAAAAAACUGUAUGUAUAUGACAGCCCGGAGAACAUUCCUCGACCGAUGCCUCCUCCGGCUCCGGCUUCUAGGGCCAAUAACGCUCCUAUGAUGUCAGCAAACGCUUCCAUGAGCCCUAAUGCGAAUGGUCAAGGCCAAGGUCGACGACAAUACAAUCAAUCCAAUGGAUAUGGACAACAGUACAACAAUCAAGGACGAAGCGGAUAUAGGGGUCGCGGCCGCGGUCAGGGUGGUCGAGGUCGUGGUGGCUAUGCUCACCAGGCAGCAGCUCCUGUCGGUCAAACUGCACAAUAGUUCGGGGGAACUAUCCGGCGUUGUUUUGAUCUAGCGAUUGUGUUUUUUUUUGUUUUCUUUUUACGGCGUUCGACCUACCACCAUGAUCACGAGGGUCUAUGAUAUGCGAAAUGCGCAAGCUUGGAGUUCGAUUGAUCAUGGCUAAUACAGGCUUCUAUCUUCUACCGGAUCUGUACAACAGUGUCCGUAUGGGUUUUUGCUUUCUUCGCGUUGGGCGGGGCGGAGCUUUCUGGAUGAUGAAGAUCGGGUAUAAAAGGCUUUUUCGUCCCGUGGCAUGCGCGCGGGCUUCGCGAGCAUCGAUGACCGGAUUGAUCAUGACACUGCAUUGUCAUGAAAAUGGGCCGUUUCGUUUUCUUGGAGUGGCUGAUGAGCGUUGCUAUCCACAAAAGGAAGGGGUCGAGCAGGUCUCAAGAUAGGCACGGCAGGUCUCCAUGGCGUUUGUAUGGGCUUUUCUUCUUACCUCCAUGCUGAUGGCAUAUCAAUCACCCAGUUACGCGACGACACUUUCAUUCUCCCCUACGACAUGAAACAUUUGUUUUCCUUCUCAGAAUCAUCACGACAUCCCAAGGUUGACGUGCCAAGGCAUCAUUACAUCUUUACUACGACGCAACUACCAAAACUCUCACACACCCUACUCCGCAUCAAUAUCAUUGAAGGUACGGACUGUUUCGACCUUUUCUUCUCAUCAUCGACGAGGGCAAUGAUAACGAUAAUGGUUUUCCAUUUCACCACCACACCCACCACGAUUCCCAUUACCGCCAUCACCCACGAUUCCUCGACUCUGUUCCUCUCAAUGCCCCCUUCCUCGUCAACGUACUAGAUACGCCGAGGAGAGGCUAAUCCUCUGGCCAUCAUUGUAUCUUCUCGACCACAUACAUCCACUGGCAAUCAAAGUUCUGCCAUACAUACAGCAAUAGUCUUGUACUUGCCUUGCCGCGGCGACGCCCGAUUCUAUCUUUUAUCGAUGGACGUCAAAAGUACAAGCACUCUUUUAUUUUCUUGUGUGUACGCAAGCAGAAAACAACACAAACGUUCACAAGCGCAGCCACAGCACGGCACAUGCAAGUUUCAACCUUCAGAUCAAGACAGACUUGUGAUGGGGAAAAAACACAAAACAAACAAAAAAAAAGAAUAGGAGGGAAGCCGAAAAAAAGUCGGAAUGCCGAGUUGGUUGAGGUCGAGGUUUGUUUCCUUUGAUGACUCGCCCAACCAUCAAGAAAAACUUUACUCCGGUGGACGUGCGAGAGGAAGACUCGGCCGAUGACUUGGACAAGGGCAAAGUCAAUGGCUUUUGAAGAUCAGGACGAAAAUGAAAUCAGAAUGAAAAGGACGAGGAUGCUUAGCACUCUUACUCGCAGAGUUUCCGGGUUCGUUGGCAAAGGUCCAGGGAAGAUUUUGGGGGGCUGUCUGCUACCUCGAGUUCUCAUCGCUGUAAAUUCCCUAGCUAGCCAGCCACCUAUCUUGGCCUCUCCAAAAAUGAACAAGAAAGCCAUUCUUCCCUCUGUCCUGAUGACCACCUACUUUUUCCCUUUGACACUUUGGUUGGUUUGAUUCUUGUGUGUGUGUGUGCGUGUGUCCAAUGCCUCGAUUCUUCUAUGCCCUGGCGGAUGGGAAAAGAGUCAACCGCCCUCCCUACCCUGCGCCGCCCACAACUACAAAUUCUAUCUCGCUCUCGAGACCCUUUUCAUUCUUUUCCAAUGUCACCAAGCAGUUCAACAGUAGAUGGAUCCACCGACACACCAAUAUCCAUCGCGACGACCAGGUAAAAUUGAGGACUGGGAAACACCAAGACCGAGGUGAAAAAACCGAACAGGUCUCAAUAGGUCAACCUCUUUUGCCCACCAUUCUUCCCGGGCCCACCACCGGAAUUCUUGUGGCUCGGUUUCGUGUACGAGCAAUAUCUGUCCUUGAUACUGACGACCUCGUAGACACCCUCGUCGCUGGCACGAAUCACCUUGGUAAACGCAUCGGAGGUGUCGUGCCGAGUCUCCAACACUUUGGGAGCAGAGCGGCUGCUUCUUUUGGCGUUUUCGGAUCGUAUGUACCUGUUCCCCAGAGCAAGAAGUGUUAGUACUUGUACUCAUCCAGACAGUCAUCACAAACAGGAUCAUCAAACCGAAGGGGCGGAGGAACAAGAAAUGAGGAAGAGAAACAUACGUAAACUCGAAUGGUGGCGUUCCGGUAAAUGAAAAACUGAUGUCGACUUCUCCACCCUCGUGGAUAUCGCUGACCAGAGUCUUGCCGCGGCCCAUUUCGACGGUCGGAUAAGGGUGAAUGACCUUUUUGAUCUCUUUUCUCGCUCGACAUUUGCCAUUACCCAUGGCAUUGUCGCUGACACCAGUGAUUACAAAAUCACCAGGGGACUCGGCGAGACGUCUGAACUCGUUUCCAGUAACAUGAGCCUUGCGCUCACGACCUUGAAAGGUAUAGUAGACGUCAAAGGGUGGUUGGCCACUGAGGGAGAAUGACACGUGCUCCCCGACACAGAAAUCGUCGUGCGACUCGAGGGCGAGGAUCGUAGGUGGGGACGACACGAAGAUGCGCACGGAUGAAGGGUCGGAUUCGAGAAUACUUUCGCAGCCACGGCUGUCCCUCACAGACCGGAUUGAUACGCUGUGCGUGCCUAGAUCAAGCGUGGAUCGAGACAAGGGCCAUGCGUACGUGCUAGACUGGAUGUCUUUCUGACGAAUGAUUUCCGGUCGUGAAGAAACGCCGUGGUGGACAAUGGCAAUUUCGAUACUGAACGGCGGAACACCGUUGAAGGUGAUGGGGAUAUUUUCGGUUUCCGCUUCGACGCUGGCUGUGAAGCUUGGGUCGUCCUUGCAAUACCCGUACGUCUUGCCAGGCUCGCUGAACUUGGCGCUUGGCGGAGCAUACACUUGCUGCUUGACAACGAGAGGUUUGAAAUGUCUCUUGUCGUGUGGGUAGCGAUUGUCGCUGAGCUCGUUCAGUGAGUAGGUAUAUUCUCCGGCUCUACUCGUGUCGAGGUUGAUCGUUGCACUGCUCCCAGCAAAGCUGCCCUCCUUGUUGCUUACAGCUGCUGGGCCUUUUAGUGGCUCAAACCUCUGUUGGUAUUUGAUGUGAUAAGGUCCGUUUCCACUGAAGCCCAGGAAAAGGGAAGAUUCGUCAUUUUGGCAGACCGGAGGCUUUCGUACAGAUCCGGCGUUGUCUCCCUGGACAUCGGAGUCUUUUAUGGCCAUUGUCGGUCGAGGUAUCCAGGUAACUUCGAACGUGUUGGCUUUGGCGUCAACCACACCUGGGCAGCUGUCGUGUACUGAAAUGAUCUCAUACGUUCCUGGUCUGUCAACUGCAAACACCGAGUUGGCAUUAAACAAUUUUUCUUCGAAAGAGCUGUCAGGGUGGUCCAGGUUUCGAAUGCGGACAGCCCAUGG